Colletotrichum navitas is the source of this 663-nucleotide messenger RNA. RefSeq lists its product as uncharacterized. Bases 70 to 504 code for a protein of 144 amino acids. The record is from RefSeq and is a predicted model, not a curated record. The transcript has a single exon. NCBI's taxonomy places the organism in Eukaryota, Fungi, Ascomycota, Sordariomycetes, Glomerellales, Glomerellaceae.
CUAUUUGGGAAGGGGCCUCGAUCUUGUUGAAGUGCUAGGCUAUAUAGCAGUCAUCAAAGACAUGAACAAAUGGGCGUGCCUCCACUUUUAACAUGUGCUUUGACAGAUCUCACUUGGGGUUUUUAUUUUCUUUUUCUUUUCGUUUUCAACGUUGCAAUACCCUCGUCAGUCAUCGCCAGUAACCGCGGCAAAAUGGUGCAACCUAAAUCAGCGAGCAUUCAACAAUGGGCCGGCCCAGAAUCAACCCGAAAUGCCAAUAAGGAUAGAUCCAUUCCUACUGCAACAGGUAUACCGAGUGUUCAGAGACAGGCUGCCGCGAGCGAUGCCACCCUCCAGGAGCCAGUGAGUGGUGUCUCAUAUGGGUCAUCUGUCGAGCCCAGGAGCGGCAAGAGAGCGUUUACAUCUCUCGUCGAAGAUUACAAUUCGUAUGGACUCAAUGGAAAGCGCGCGCGGGUCACGAUGCAGAAAUUGGACCAAUAUAAGUGCGAUCGCAAUAACGACUAGAUAGCAGCGGAGUCCUAUCCCACCAACAGGACUGGUUGGCUGCGGCAGACGGAUAUUCGAUCAAGAGGGAAGUGUUGAACGCGUCCAAGGAAGAUGCUGAUGUCAGCUAUCUGUUCAGCCGUUCAGCUUAUCACACAUCGAAAAGUCCAGUCACCUCGA